AGCUGGUAUAUAAACCCUAUUCUUUUUCUGAAAACCAUUGAUUACAAUCGACAACCCUAUUUUCUCUCCCUCUCUCUUUCCACCCACACUUUCAACCAAUCUCUCUUUCACUCCCAACAAAUGGCCGAUCAGCUCACCGAUGACCAGAUCUCCGAGUUCAAGGAAGCCUUCAGCCUAUUCGAUAAGGAUGGCGACGGUUGCAUCACGACAAAGGAACUUGGAACUGUGAUGAGAUCGCUUGGGCAAAAUCCAACAGAGGCUGAACUCCAGGACAUGAUCAACGAAGUGGAUGCAGAUGGCAAUGGAACCAUUGAUUUCCCAGAGUUUUUAAACCUGAUGGCAAGGAAGAUGAAGGAUACAGACUCGGAGGAAGAAUUAAAGGAAGCUUUCAGAGUCUUUGACAAAGAUCAGAACGGUUUCAUUUCUGCUGCUGAGCUUCGUCAUGUCAUGACAAACCUGGGUGAAAAACUCACUGAUGAAGAAGUCGAUGAAAUGAUCCGUGAGGCAGAUGUUGAUGGCGAUGGUCAAAUCAACUAUGAGGAGUUUGUUAAGGUCAUGAUGGCCAAGUAAUAAUAUUUAUUAAUAGCCCUAGUUUUAUUUUUAUUUUGUCAGUAUCUAGUUGUUGUCAAUUGGUUUCUUUCGGGCCAUGCAUGGAUAUCAUAUCCUUCUUGUUUAAUUAUGUAUCUGUCACAAGUUUAUAUUUUUUUUUUUUUAUGUUGCUGAUUCCGAUUUCAUUCCAAAUGCUCCAC
Lactuca virosa is the source of this 749-nucleotide messenger RNA. The record is from the annotation of a GenBank genome assembly. NCBI's taxonomy places the organism in Eukaryota, Viridiplantae, Streptophyta, Magnoliopsida, Asterales, Asteraceae.